Molecule: messenger RNA, 2706 nt
Organism: Oncorhynchus gorbuscha (pink salmon)
Lineage: Eukaryota; Metazoa; Chordata; Actinopteri; Salmoniformes; Salmonidae
Product: transmembrane protein 209-like
Exons: 14
Coding region: 1-1662 (553 amino acids)
Cellular component (GO): membrane
Source: RefSeq, a predicted model, not a curated record
AUGUCUCCGAUGAAACAGGAGGGCAUGUCUACUCUUAUCGACAGGACGAUGAGGAUGAGGAGGGAGGAGCAGGCGCGCCAGGUGGUCCUCGCCUGGGCAGUCCUCAAUGUGUCGCUAGCUGGCAUGAUCUACACAGAGAUGUCAGGGAAACUGCUGAGACUGUACUUCAGCAUCUCUUACUGGCCUAUCUGGUACAUAGAGCUGGCCUUCGCCUCAGUCUUCAGCCUUAACGCCCUGUUUGACUUCUGGAAGUACUUCAAGUACACCAUGGCCCCCUCUACCAUUGCUGUUACCCCUGAACAGCACCGUCUUCUUGGCCUCAGAAACUCAAGUAUCCAGGCAUCACCCCCGCUGAAGCAAGAAAAGCAGGAGGCUCAAGCCCCGGCUCAGUCGUCACCCCUCCAGGGUCAGAGUGUGCUCAGCUUCAGUCCCUCCAGGCCGGCCAGCACCAGCCCCAAGUUCUCCCCCAGCUGUGUUCCCGGAUACAGCCCCCUAUUGAGCAGCCCGUCCACCCCGGGCAGCGGGGGACACUUCUCCCCCUCCCUGGCCUUUGGGAAGUUGAACUUCAGCCCCCCCUCAUCCUACCCCAGCAGCAUUGGCCCAGUGGAUGGCACCAGCCUGAGGGCACGCUAUCGUACCUCUCCCUCCGUGUUCAACUCCCCCGGGGGCAAGGAGGACUACAUGGAGUCCCUGAAAACCCUGGACAGGUUCCUCCGCACCGAGGAGGAGAAGAGCCACCGCAGUCAGUUAGGGAGCCCAGAGUCUGUGUCACCCUCCCACAGCCCGACGUUCUGGAACUAUAGCCGCUCGGUGGGGGAUUACGCCCAGAGCCUGCGGAAGUUCCAAUACCAGCCGGCCUGCCGUUCCCAGGCCCCCUCAGCCAGCAAGGACGAGACAGACCUGGGCUCCAAACAGGCUGCAGAGGAGGUUUGGGCCAGAAUCACAACCAGUCGUCUCGUGGUUGACAGCAUAGACAGCUGGACGGCCAAGCUCAGAAAUUGGAUAAAUGACACCAUUCUAGUGCCACUUGUGAAGGAGAUGGACUCAGUAAAUGGCCAGCUAAGGAGAAUGGGCUGCUCUGAGCUCCAGAUUGGAGAAGCCAGUAUAGCCAGUCUAAAACAGGCUGCUGUUUUGAAGGCUUCAGUCAUCCCCACCAUGCCUGCUAUGGUGCAGUACCUGGACAUCACCCCUAAUCAAGAGUAUCUAGUGGAGAGGAUCAAAGAGCUGGCCCAUAGUGGCUGCAUGAGUUCUUUCCGCUGGAACAGGGGCGGGGAUCUCAAAGCCAGGAAGUGGGACACAGACCUUCCUUCAGACUGUGCUAUCCUCAUGCAUGUGCUAUGCACAUACCUGGACUCCCGCCUCCCGCCUCACCCCAAGUACCCCGAUGGAAAGACCUUCACCUCGCAGCACUUCACCCAGACGCCAGACAAACCUGACGUGACGAAUGAAAACCUCUUCUGCGUUCACCAAAGUAGCACCAAUCCCCCGCACUACCAACUUAUCUACCAGGGCCAUGUCUACAGCCUGCCCAAGGGAAGGAACAACCUGUUCCACACAGUUCUCAUGUUCCUCUUCGUCAUCAAAACCAAGGAGUCUGGGAUGCUGGGGAGAGUAAAUCUGGGCCUUUCAGGCGUGAACAUCCUGUGGAUAUUUGGGGACUGAUGCAAUCUCUCCCUCCUUGAGUAUUUCACAGCAGUGUCACCGAGGAUGUUAGAGGGCAAAUACUUCCUCAAAUAUUUUUCACCUCAAGGUUUGUUUGUGAAACAAUGCAUCGUAGCUUCUGAUAACAACAAUAUUCUGUAGAUGUUAGUUACCAUAACUGUCCUCAGAUCUAGGUUCAUAAGGAAGCACUUAUGAGAGUAACAUUUUGUUGUACAUUUGAGUCAUUUUUCUGAGCAACAGCAGACCACAUUUUUCACUUGAAAGUAGCUAUUGUCAUUUGUGACACUUUUAAAUCAAAUUAUUACAAAGACCAUGACUUAGUUUGAUAUUAUGUUGCAUCAAAAACAACCGUACUGUAUUUUAACCCGAGACGUCCACAAUUUACUUGCUUUAUUUGAAAUAUUCUGUGAAUGUAUCAGGAUAGUGUCCUUGUAAAUAGUAUACCAUUGGGUUGAACCCUCCUGGCUUGAAUGCAUGUCAGUGAGUUUUUCUUUUUGUAUGAAUUGUUUGAGAGAGCUUGAAUAUUGCAGCUAGGAUGCUUGAGUUCUUCCUUUUAUGUUGAAUGACAGGGUUUGGAGUGGUAGAAAGUUACCUGCGUACGAAUGCAUGGCUUUGUUUACCAGGGCUGCAGUUACUUGCAUUGGCAUGCAUAUUAUAUCUAUUCUAACUAGACGUUUGUUCCACGGUUCAAAUGCUUGAUAGAUACAAAGCCAUGCACAUGGUAUGCCUUUUUUAGAAAGUCAAUAUUAUGGAAGGUUCCAAGUAAAUUGCUGUUAUUUUUAUUACCAAAGACUUUACUUGGAGAAUUAUGAUGUAUAGUGGUCAAAGAGGUGUCUUUUUAUGAUAGGUUGUGAGAAUGUCAUUUAUUUUGAUAAAAUAAAAAAAGAAGCUAAUUCAAAGAUGGUAACAGGCUGCAUGGACUUGUAUGGGCUCAUGGGGCAACUCCAAUGCACUCCAACCCCCCUCAUUCAAUCAAAUUUGAAUUGUUUAUACUGAUGUGGUUUUCAAUUGAGACAUGGAAAUAAACAUCAUUGUUUGAGUUCA